AUGGCUACAAGUUCGGCCAUCCGUCUCCUGGCCCUCCGGCCGGCUGUCCACGGUUUAGGAAAAUUGUUCCUUUUUGCUCUCGCACAACUACCUCUCAUCGCCGGCGCUCCGACCGUUCCUUACCUCAAACGCUCCGAAGAAGUCCACGCAUUAUCCCCCAGCGAUCCGAGUCUAUGGCUGUAUCUCGGUGUGGCCGCCGCGCUCGUCUUGACCGGCGGCGCAUUUGCCGGUCUGACCAUCGCCUUGAUGGGCCAGGAUGAGGUCUAUCUACAGGUCAUUCAGACGUCCGGUGAAGGCGCAGAGCGAAAAAAUGCAGCCAGCGUGUUGAAAUUGCUAAAACGGGGGAAACACUGGGUUCUAGUGACUCUCCUGCUCAGUAACGUCAUCACCAACGAGACCCUCCCCAUCAUUCUGGACCGAUCGCUUGGCGGGGGGUGGCCUGCGGUUCUCGGCAGUACAGUCCUCAUUGUGAUUUUCGGCGAGAUCGUCCCCCAGUCCAUCUGCGUUCGGUAUGGCCUUCCCAUCGGUGCUUGGAUGGCCCCUUGUGUUCUGGCCUUGAUGUACCUAAUGUCACCCGUGGCGUGGCCCGUCGCCAAAUUACUCGACCGCCUGUUGGGUGAGGAUCACGGUACUAUCUACAAAAAGGCGGGUCUGAAGACCCUGGUAACGCUCCAUAAGACUCUGGGAGAAGCGGGCGAGCAGCUCAACUCCGAUGAAGUCACCAUCAUCAGUGCUGUCUUGGAUCUGAAGGAUAAGGCUGUUGGUGCCAUCAUGACUCCGAUGGAGGAUGUUUUCACCAUGUCUGCCGAUACCGUCCUCGAUGAAGAGACGAUGGAUUUGAUCCUCUCCCAGGGAUAUUCCCGCAUACCCAUCCAUGCUCCGGAUAGCCCCCUCAACUUUGUCGGCAUGCUUCUCGUCAAAAUGUUGAUCACUUACGAUCCCGAAGAUUGCAAACGGGUCCGCGACUUCGCCUUGGCCACGCUCCCCGAGACCCGCCCCGAAACCAGCUGCUUGGAUAUCGUCAACUUCUUCCAGGAGGGUAAAUCUCACAUGGUACUGGUUUCGGAAUACCCCGGCGAGGACCGAGGCGCCUUGGGCGUGAUUACACUAGAGGAUGUGAUUGAGGAACUGAUCGGCGAGGAAAUUAUCGAUGAAUCGGAUGUUUUCGUUGAUGUUCACAAAGCCAUUCGGCGUAUGACACCUGCUCCGAAAUCCCGCGUGCCCAAGGGUAGAAUAGUGGAAGAUCCACCCAUGCUGUCGAGUCUGCCCGCUCAAGGUACCUUGGUCGACAUCGGGGCUGAAGGUCGGGGACGAAGACAGUCGGAGGGACGACGAAGCUCGGUGGAAGCCCCAUUACCACGGUUCCAGCUCCGUAGGCAACAGUUGGACAAAGGCGCGGAUUCGCCCGAAUGGGUCACUCAAAGGGGCACCACGGAUGAGAUUCGCGAACAUUUGAAGCAUCUUGGGCCUUCCAAUUUGGCCAGUCGGCCCCGUCACACCCGGUAUCAGAGCGUGAAGAUAAAGCGAGCCGGUGGUUCACCGACUCGGUCGGGACAGACGGAUGACGAUUCGGCCCUGAGCACUUCCGGGUCUGGACAUCGUCGUGCCUCUUCGCUCGGCUUACCUGGUACCAGUGGUGGCAUUGGUGCCGGGCUACUCCAAUCAGGCGGCUUGGACGCUCGUGAUGGCGCGCAUGCACUACGUCUCGGAUACGACACCAUGUCGCACCCCCCAGCAACGGACACCGCAACUCAGACGAAGGAUGGGUCAGCGAUCUCCAUCCCGGAAGCCGUCCGUGAAGAGCAGGAUGAAUAUGGACGCUCUGCUGGGUCAAGUGCAGCGAUUAGCAUUUGGUCAUCCGACUCACGGUCCCGAGACCGCCUAAAGCCGGCCAGUUAUCAACACCAAGGACCCGCCCGGAGUGGCAGUAUCACCGAGCAGGUGGUCGAUGUCAACGGAAUCCGUAAAGUGGUCCUGCACACGACGAGCACGAGUUCCUCCGACGAUGAAUAUGGAGGCAAAUUCCCAGUGCGCCAAGAUGGACAGGUCCAUGACCUUAAUAAUGAUACCGAGAUGACGAAUACCAAUGGACAGAAGAAACGCCGUCGGCGACACAAGCGGGGCAAAGCUUCGAAGGGAUCGCGAGAUGAUCAAGAAGAAUCGGCGCUUCUGUUGCCACAAUGA
Aspergillus affinis is the source of this 2184-nucleotide messenger RNA. Its product is annotated as putative DUF21 and CBS domain protein (Mam3). Gene Ontology annotation, cellular component: intracellular membrane-bounded organelle. NCBI's taxonomy places the organism in Eukaryota, Fungi, Ascomycota, Eurotiomycetes, Eurotiales, Aspergillaceae. Gene Ontology annotation, biological process: magnesium ion homeostasis. The transcript is spliced from 4 exons. The record is from RefSeq and is a predicted model, not a curated record. Bases 1 to 2184 code for a protein of 727 amino acids.